CGGAACGACAAGCGAAUGGACUUUGUUCGGCUGUGUUCAAGACAGGUUGGCUUUCUUGUUCGUAUUUGAAAUGUUUGAAAGGGAAAAUAUCAUGGAAAUGAAAGGAGAUCCGACCAACAUCUAUCUUUUUAACUGCGAUAAUACUUGUAGUUUGGAUCCAAUAGAAUCCUUGUUACUAACCGUGCAAAAAGACGUGAAGAUGCAGUUUGUUAUAGGCAAGCGCAAUUUUCAGCUGCACGACAUGACAGAGAUGUGCGAGACAAUUAUUCCCGAUCUGCAGAUGGAUUAUGCCGUUUUUGCUGUCCAUGCCCACGAAUCACGGCUCUCAAUCAACGAAGACAACGCUGGAAUUGGUUACGCAAAGAUCUACAGAGCGUUACUGAAAGCGACUGGAGGCAAGGUUUUGAUAGUCAUUAGUGGAGACAACAACUACAAAGAUUCAGACGAGGAAGACAGAUCUGUGAUCUCGCGCUGGGCACGGAGAAAAGUGGCUUCGCAGUUCGGGGAGGAAUAUCUUGACGGAAGACAGAGCUUUGUCUUUUCCUGGGACAUGAAAUACAGGAAAAUCCACGCGCAAGCAUUGCUGCAUCACUUUGAUCCAAGCAAAACAGGAGAGAAGUUCGCAUACCAGCCACAACCAAAGCCACAACCAAAGCCACAACCAAAGCCACAGGUAAAGCCACAACCAAAGCUAAACCCAGAACCACCAUCAGGAAUGGAGGGUGAUAUUUAUGAUUACAAAGAACCUCCUCCAGGAACCCGCAGAAGGCAUACUGGUCAGAAAGAAGGAAAAAAUGUUUUUAAUCUAAUCUUAGGGCCAGACUCCCGACCGGACUUUCUCGAAGGUACCGUUCUGCUGGAAACAGUCAUGCGUUUUGGACGAAUCUCUUAUGAGGAAGAAUAUGUGAAGGUCUGGGAUCACAGCUGGCAGCCGUCGGAAGCAACUGUUCGUUGCUUAUCGAACGAUUGGAAAUUUAGACCUUUUGCGAAUAUUACAUUUGUCGCUCAAGCUAACGGAGGGAUCUCUUACUGUGUGCAACCACAGAGUAUUUGUGUUUGGUUGCGUGCUAUCCUAUUGACGAGUAUCCUGGGCUUCUUGAAGUUAGGCUGGAAUUACCUUGUUUGUAUUUCGUAUUUCAUACUGUCGAUUUUAAAUUUUUUUUUUGACUGGCUUUCAAAAAAAAUCAAUCCUAAUCCUAACAAACAUUCUUCGUAAUACAUAAUAUCGGCCCCAGCGAACAAAUUCCACAACACUGAAGCUCUUCAUUACGUUCAUUCUAGAGCUGUUUUAGAUGAAACAAACUCCUGCCGGUUUUCAGUUACAUAAAUACCAACGCUUCAUUUACCAAAGGUGGCCCUUAUUAAAGAAGAAACUACUGCAAUAGCUUACCAAGAGCAACAAUUUCAAAAAGAAAAACAAAUUUAGUCUCUAGAAAGAGUAAAAUACUGUUUCAAUUUCAUCCCUCUCAAAAGAAAAUUAAUGUUAGUUCCCUGGCAAUAGCUUAAACUUUUUUUCUAUCAGUUUAAAACAAAGAGCAUGAGAUCGAAAAAUCUCAUAUUCAAAGAUCUUCAAAGCCGUGCUUCUCAGCUUGGCUCCGACACUUUGAAAUGUGAGUCUAAGAGUCACGGAAAUGUGACAAACAGGUCACAUCUCCUACAAGUGGUGACCUGUUUGCCACCAGAAUGCAUGACGUAAGUUAAGUUGUGUAUGGCCUUGUAUUGAAUCCUUUUUCGUAGUUCACAAUUCUAUGCGUAAAAUAAUGUUAGAAGUGGUAUGAUUUAUCAACUAUUAAAUUUUUUCAAAAGAAUAACUCAUUUAAGCCUGAGAUGACCAUAACACCUUUAUUUUGCUUUAAAGAUUAAAAAAACACAGGUUUAUUAAUAUUUAA
Molecule: messenger RNA, 1889 nt
Organism: Stylophora pistillata
Lineage: Eukaryota; Metazoa; Cnidaria; Anthozoa; Scleractinia; Pocilloporidae
Source: RefSeq, a predicted model, not a curated record